Messenger RNA from Polychytrium aggregatum, 3600 nucleotides. RefSeq lists its product as uncharacterized. NCBI's taxonomy places the organism in Eukaryota, Fungi, Chytridiomycota, Chytridiomycetes, Polychytriales. The coding region runs from base 1 to 3600 and encodes 1199 amino acids. The record is from RefSeq and is a predicted model, not a curated record. The transcript has 24 exons.
AUGGACCUCCGCCGGGCCGAGCCCGCCGAUGCCGUUGCAAUCAACGAAUUUAUCCACAACGAAACAAAGAAUGCCAAAGGCGACACUCUCGAGGACAUCCUCAAAAAGCGCUACGGCACAGCCAAUGCUGCGUGGCUUAUAGAGACUGGUGCGUUCUGCGGGUUCAUGGCGAUCAACAAUGGCCCUACUCUAGCCCACGAUAGCGACAUGGCACAUGUUUUCCAGGAGACUAAAUGGGACAACUGGACCGGAAGUGUUUUCGAAGCCAAGGACAUUCAUAUUCACAAUACAAAGUUUCUGUCCUUUUUUGUCGCCGAGCCCGAAUGCGCCCUUGAGUUUCUGGAUAUGGCCCUUAUCUCGGCCUUUGCCUGGUUACCGGAGCUCAAGAAUAUCUCGUACCUACUGCCGGACUUUUUGAUUCUCUUUCCGCCCCUCUCGUUGCCACGGUAUACUGCACCCGUGCUCGCUUCGGAUGAUCCCAGACUCUCGACCGCCAACUCGCUUGCCAAGGGGAAGAAGCCUUUCAAGAAACGCCGGCCCGGUCGGCGUAACCGGCGAGACCAGGGAAAAUACUUUCUUGAGGUCCCCCUUAAGCCCAAUGCGGACAGCAAAUACUGUCUGUACAACUGUCUUCGGCGCGACAUAGUCCCACUGCUCAAAGUCAGGAAAGCCAUGGUCGAAGACUGCGAUGAUCUCGCUCCAAUGUUUAAAAAACAGAACUACAUCGAUUUAUUCAAGCUCCUUAACGGCAGCCAUGCUGACUACUACCUGGCGGAGCUACUCGAGUCCAAAACCGAAUCCACCAAGACGUUGGUGGCAGAACAAGAUCUGACAUUCGCUUCCAACCCUAUCGACCUGGGGUCUAUCACCGUGCUCGGACCGCAACCCACCAUCAUGGGCAUGCAGGCGGAUGGAGAGAUUGUCGGCUUCCUGAGCGCCACUUGCGACUUUGAUCAACAAAUACUUACCGACGUCUUCCAGAUGGACAACUUUGACCAACUCUGGAAAGAGAUUCAAGAUACUAUCCUUCCGGAGCUUCCAAAGGGGCGUAGCACUGCCACUAUCGACCUCAACUUGACUUCACGCCCGUCCUCUGGGCGCGUUCGCGCUGAUCACGAUAAUCAUCCUGGAUCGCCUUUGCCACCCACAGGCGAAAGCCAGGCAACGACUGGUGUCGGCAAUAUCAUCUGCAUCAACUUGUUUUACAUCGAGCCUCCGUUUGCAAACCAGGCCAUCGAGUUUAUCAAGUUUGCGUUUUCUAUGUUCCCGGAGCGGGAUUACUGUGUCAUCACCAUCCCAACAACGGCGCCGGAGUUGACCUUACUCAAGAGUUUUGUAUUCAUCCCCCAUCGAUAUGGGAAGAUUGCUUCCCGCUAUGGUAUCGGCGACCCGGUGUCGGUUCGGCUUCCAGCCCAGGCCGAUGUAACCCACAUCUAUGGGCUACUGGAGGGCUUGCGCAACGAGUCCGAAGUGAUUGCUGCCUUUGCCGAGUCCCUACAGAGUCCAGAAAAGAGUGCUGAGAAGGGCCAUGCCAUAACUCGAUUCAAAUCCCUCUUGAUCGAGAAAGCAAGCCAAGUGGUGGGCAUACUUAUCCUUGAAGAGUGCCUGGAUCCGCGCGGCUACACCGAUCAGUUUGAUAUCGAGGAGUACAUUACCCUUGGCCACCACAGUUUGAAGGGUAGCCCAGUUCUUCUUCGUCACUUGGUUCUGAACCCGCUAUUCGAUCAUACGGCAAGAUUUGUGCUGGAGGAAGCAAUGAGGAUCCUUGGUCUCACUUGCCUCUUGUAUCCUGUGGAUCGACGGAGCAAGCGGGAUGCGGCUACGCGGCAAAUGGCCAUUCGAGAGUUCUGGCCGGUUCGGCGGAGAAGAGAGAUCAUCUACCCGGGAAAUAUUCGAGACGGAGAGCGCAUGCCUGCUCCAAUCGAACACUGUAUUCAAUUGCUCUCAGCCCCGCUUCUCUACGAAUCGAAGACCGCCAUCAACUCCAGGAUUGUCGUCAUCGGUGGUUCCGACGUUGGUGUAGCAUUCCUUGAGAGUCUGGUCUACGUGAGUACCUUUGACAAUGCCAGAAGAACGUCACUCUUGUAUCAAAUGACGGAAUACCAUCCCUCGAGAACAAAGGCAUUUUUGCGAGCAACCGAUGUUACACCGGGCUGGAGCACGUUCAAUUCUGCCACGCUGUUAUAUAAUAGCGUCGUGCUCGAGCAAAUAGGACUCGAACACUACGUCAAUAUUAUUCAAGGCUCGUGCUAUGAGCUGGACAGGGUCCUCAAGCGGAUCACCCUUCGGAACGGAAUGACGCUGGCAUAUGACUAUUUGAUCUUGACGCCGGGAAUUCAAUUCCAAGCGACCCAGAUCUCAGAGAAAUUUGCAAUGCUCCACGGCGUGUAUGAGGUCACUCCGCAGAAUCUAGAAACCAUCACAAAGGAAGUCGAGAAGCGUGGUGAAGGCACAGCUGUGAUAGUUUUCGGGAGGAACAUCCAAGCCUUCAGCACGAUUGAGGGCAAGUAUAAGCUGUGCUGGAUACAAGCAAAAAUGGCCGCAAGACUCUGUAUAUUUCUCGUGCAGUCCAAGAUGGCAGAGCUUGGAAUUCACAUCUACCGAGGCUGGAGGCCGCUGAAAUGGGAGUCCCAGCAGGCUUCGCUUUCUUCCCUGACAAUUGCGAGCAAGGACGAUAAAGAAGUACAGACGAUAAACAACAUAGCCAUGUUUCUCUAUGCCGAUGAAAAGCUGGUCGAUCCGGACACCUUUAAAUCCAUCAAUGACAGUUCGCUCGUAUUUGACGGUCGACUUGUAAUCGACAAAUACUUUCGCACACAGGAUCCAUACAUAUAUGCAGCUGGAAGCAUAACAAAAUAUUCGAGCAAGUACCAGACAAAGUGGUCACACGCCCUCUACGAUUCGCGGGAAGUCGGGUUCAAGUUGAUGGAGACACUCUUGCCCUUGUUCGACUCGUCAGCGCCAAUGCAGCCGAUCGAUGACGAUUUGGACAUCCUCCCGUUCACAGUCUCCAAGAAGGUGGAGGCUCGUCUUCCUGGCGAUUUGUAUUACCUUCACUGCGACAAGCCCAGGCUCCAGAGUCACACUCUUGCAUUCCGGUCGAAGCAAGGCGACUAUGGCCGGGAUCUCGUGAUUGAUCAGCCCGGAAGCUAUUUUCGAAUCCACGUGUCGCCAUCGGGGUACAUUCAUUCCCUCACUUAUCUGGGAGUACCAGGGAUUGCAAGCGAUAAUCUCCUGUGUCUGUAUGGUCUCCACGAAAAGUACUUGAACAGACUGGUGGCACGGUUCGACGAAGGAGUCAUCAAGGAUUUUGUAAGCUUUCUUUCCGAACCAUGGGCUUUGCCGAUCUACUACGACCGAUUUGUAAAUUUCUCGCGGGCGACGAGGCGGGCUCUGCUUCAAGACGAGCACGAACAAGACGAGGGCGCUCGGGCCCUAGUUGAAAAGAUUCGGCACUUUGCUGCUCGGGACGACACGCCCCUGCCUGAGAGCCAGCCCAUCUUAUACAAGAUCUUUGACCACUCGAGUGUGCGGAAAAAAUGGGACCAGGAGUCAUUUGAGUAUCUUCUAUCGACAGGACUGUUCCGCUCGUAUCCUUAG